UUCCUUUCAGCGCAAAUAGAAAAUACCCAAAGCUUUGUCUCGCGAACACAGAAAUCUUAAGAAGACCGAAUAUCACCUCAAAUACAAACCCUAGAAUUUGCAGUUCAUGACCUAAUCCUCUUUCUCGCUAUUCGAUCCUAAAAGCUACUCUUGCAGGUGCUAGGCUUCAUAGAUUCCAUGAUGCAGUCUCCACCCCCGGACAAUGACAAUGCUGAGACAAAAGCUGCAUUCCGUAAACCUUCAAAUCAUGCGGCUAAUAGGAAGUACCGACGACGUUCUCCUGCUUGUGGCUCAUCUUCUUCUGAAGGGAGCCUUAAGGGUGAACGUGGCACUAGUCCAUUUUCUUCAAGGGGAGAUCCUGCAAAACUUUCUGAACAUCAAGAGAGAAGGAAAGAUUAUGAAAGAGAAUUGGACAAGGAUUCUGGUCGUGGCCAGUAUGGCAAAGAGUCAUAUAGACAUUCUGAUCGAUAUUCAUCUAGGAAUUCCCAUGGUUACUCUAGGCAUUAUGAGUACAGCAGACAGGAGAAGCAUGCUGAUGAUGAAGAGAGAUAUUACCAGUCGUCAUCCCAUUCUGGUCGUGAAUCAAGAGGUGCUACUGAUCAUGCCAGAGAAGAAAGUGAACGUGGUAGGUCUAGAGAUUAUAAACGAAAUCUAGACAAAUACUCUCAUGAUAAAAAUGAUAGUUCAGGGCAUAGAAGCAAGGUUAAAGACUCUUUAUCCCUAGAUGGUCAGAAGUACAGAGAUAAGGAAUCCUCUCCUGGCAGAGCUGGAUCUGGUAGGAAACAUACUCUCACAACUUCAGAGGAAAAGGAUAGGGAUUGGAACAGACGGGACAGAGAUGGUCGAGAUGAGAAAAGGGAUUAUCAUAGGAAUUCCAGGGACAAUAAAAGUGAUCAUGCAAUCGACCUUGAAGAAUCCAGGGGGUAUCGAAAUGAUUCUGGAAGGGACCAUGAUAGACACCACUAUAGAGAAUCUUCUAAAAAUGAAAAAAGGGAACUGAAUGAUCCAAAGGAAAAGAAGAAAUAUGAUGACUGGGACACUAACAAGGACAAGGAUAAAUCCAACAGAGCCCCACGGGAGCAGAAUGAAGCUAAACCUGUUUUUGGAAGUGAAAAUCAAGAGACUCUAUUGAAAAAGCCAAAGUUAUUUAGUUCUGACAGAGAUGCUGAUUACAGCAAGGAUGCUGAUGAAAAGCAAUCUUCCAAGCAAGCUCAGGAGGUUGAUGGUAAAGUCUCUGUAGGACAGGUCCACGCCAGUAACCCAGAGGCUAAUAAUGACCUAAAUGCAGCGAAGGUUGCUGCGAUGAGAGCUGCUGAAUUAGUUAACAAGAACCUUGCUGGGGUGGGUUUUAUGUCAACUGAGCAGAAGAAGAAGCUGCUUUGGGGGAAUAAAAAGAGCACAACUUCAGAAGAGCCUGGUCACCGGUGGGAUACCUCACUCUUUGGUGAUCGUGACAGACAAGAAAAGUUCAACAAACUCAUGAGUCUGAGGUUGCCUUGGUACCUAUGGCCAAUUGUAGGGUGUGAAGGGCGAAGUGACGGUGGAAAACAAGCCCGAGACCGAAGAUGGCACUGGUCGAUUGCAGGCAGAGAAGCAGAAGGAAGUCCAGAUGGAUUUAGAGAAGCAAUACACUGCUGGUCUGCGACGAAGAGAUGGUCGCACUGUUGGAUUAGGCCUUUGAGAGCCUGUUUACAAUCAUUUUGCGGUCACAAAGAAAUGUUCUGUUACAUUUUAUUGUGCUCUUUUGCGAGAAUCAUGAUUGUCAUGGCUUACUUUUGUAAUGUUAUUGAGGAGAAUAUAUGCUAUUUGUUAUUAGACAUCUCAGAGUUUUGCAAAAUGGUGUGCAUUUGGACUCUGAACCUGUCUUUUGUCCAUAAUUCUAGGGAGUUAUCAUAUUCUGCUUAACUCAACCAUGGAAAAUGGGCCCAGGCUAUUCUUUUUAUUGGUGGGUUAAGAAAGUCUGGAGGUUUAAUUUUUGGAACUUCGUUGUGUAAUUUCUUUUAUGGAGUUUUUGUCUUUUUACCAUGUAAAUUAUUUUGGUUUUUUGCAGA
Messenger RNA from Jatropha curcas, 2051 nucleotides. RefSeq names its product pre-mRNA-splicing factor. NCBI's taxonomy places the organism in Eukaryota, Viridiplantae, Streptophyta, Magnoliopsida, Malpighiales, Euphorbiaceae. The record is from RefSeq and is a predicted model, not a curated record.